This is a messenger RNA of Rhagoletis zephyria (snowberry fruit fly), 4875 nucleotides long. It is a transcript of the gene c11.1, whose product is annotated as maestro heat like repeat family protein c11.1. Lineage: Eukaryota; Metazoa; Arthropoda; Insecta; Diptera; Tephritidae. The record is from RefSeq and is a predicted model, not a curated record. Gene Ontology annotation, cellular component: cytoplasm.
AUUAAGCCCAUACUCGCAACCAUACUGCCGAAUCUGGGUGGCAUCAAACACGAUCACAUCAAGCAGGCUCAUGCAUAUGCUAUUGGACACUUUAGUGAAGCUCUACUGGAGCAAUCAUCAGCACAUGGCGCAGCAGCUGUCGUCUCAACCGCAACUAGCCCCAUUAAUGGCGAAAUGGAGUCCGCUUCGGACGCACCAACGCAAAAUGCAGACGGCAAAGGCGAUUGUGCUACCGAAAUUUCUGUUGCUUACGAUGUGCUUUUCAAUCAAUGGCUGCAUUCGCGUGAACCCAAAGUAUGUGUCGAAAUACUGCAAGCGCUUUCUUCAAUGUACCCACUGCUGCCUGUCGAUAAGAUACAAGACCAGUCUCCGCGUUUAAUACCACAAAUAUUGGCCUUAUACCGCCGCUCCAUCGAGCGAAACUCAGUGACACAAUUCCUCUCGUCGGUAUUGAAAACAAACAUAGCACUGCAGCCGUCAGUGCUAGAUGCGGUAGCCGAUCAAUUGAUUUCAAAUCUCUUCGAUUUGGUGUGCGUAUUCCCAGACUAUGAAAAGCCACAGACUGUAAAGGGGCAUUAUGAAGUGUUACGUUGUUUUCAUCUGCUGUCAGGCAUUUAUGCAUCGAAAAUUGUUGACACCUUAUUGAUACACUUACGCAAUAACAGCGAAAGAGAUCGUAUUAAAUCGCUAUUGAUACUCACUCAUCUGAUGAAUACGUCCACAGCGUAUAUCGAAGAUAAAAUGCAAGGUUUCUUGGAGUGUCUCAAAUCGAUGAUCAUGACGGAAAAGGGAAUCAAAAUGAAGAUGACUUUGCUGAAGGCCAUAGUGGCAUUAUCGCAAAAAGGUUUUAUCAAAGAGAAGGAGUUCGUUUGGUUUUUAGUACGCUACAGUUGUAAAUACACGAAGGUGAACCAAGAGCACGGAUCGCUGGAGGAACACGCAAAUUUUGUACUCUCGUGUGAGAACUCUCUUUUUAUGCUGUCGUCCACUGUUAGCACAAUGGACGAAUUGUUGAAGCGCGAGCUGCUUAAUUACUUCGUAUUGUUGGACUACACUGAUAUAUGCUCGAACCUGGCCAAAUGUUUAGGCAGCCUUUUUGCCAAGUCGCCAAGCAUCGAGUAUGAAAUUGCGGCUGACGAUGAGACCGAGGAAAGGGCCGACGGCGCUGGGGAAGAGCAUGGUAAGGAAAGUAGCCACACUAAUAUCAAAUGCGGAAAAAUAAUUGUACCAUACCCAGAAUCAAUAUUUGCAAGAUGUCUAGCGCUUUUAGGCAAUUUUCAUUGUAUAAAACGCUCCUCGAACAUAUUGUCAUUCUUAAAAUAUUAUUAUCCGCAUUUGAACCCAGUUCUGAAUACACUGUGGGAUGAGCGCGUCCCCGACCUGUUGCUACACAUUAAUAAGGAGCCGGUUUUCUCACGCAAGCUAAAAGAUUUCAUCUCUGAAUCAGUGGAAUUCCUGAAUACUCAUGAUGAGAAUUUCGCCGAACGGCUGGUUAACAAAAUGUCAGAUCAGUUGAAUCUCUAUCCAAUAAACACGCCACACACCGAAUUUGUAACGCCCACCCUAUCUAUCGAGCGAGGUAUGUUGUUGAAAUCGCUCGGCUUGGCACUAUGUUUUGUCAGCGAAUUGCAGACGAUAAAUGGGAAAAUCGAUUUGAUCAUUAAUUCCGCACGGCAAGAAAAGCUCGACAAGCAUAUAAAGCAUGCAGAGUAUGAUCAGAAAAUCGCCCCGUGUUCUUUGGCGCUGGGUUACAUUUCUCGCAAGCAUCUGUUCCAUUUAAUUAAAAAAUUGGCUGAACUGGCACACAUUGGUGGUCGCAAGCACUCGACUGGCUUUUUCAGCAAUUUGCACUUUAUCAAAGACACUCAUAAGGAGCAGGAAAUGUACAAGACGAAUUUGCUGGUAAUCAAGUCAUUCGGGCACAUAUUGGAUGAAUCGGAUCCCUUGCAGUCGCUGCAGAACCUCGACGAUACAAUACUAAAUUUUCUAAUCAUGCAGUUGACAGGCACGAAAGAUCAGACAAUUAUGUCUGCCAUUCUGAAGACUCUACUAAGCAUUUGUAAUCAAAUAAUUGCGACGAAAGAGCAAAUGACUGCGCCGCUAAAGUAUCGGAAGCAGAUAAUGGAGGCGGUAUUCAGCAUACCAAUUGAAGCGCCGUUCAAUGAUUUACCGUUAUUGCCAACAAUUUUAAAACUGGGCACCGAUUUCAUACGCAUAGGAGGAGUCGAUGCCACAGAAUCAGUUGACGGCAGUGUUAUCUUCGAAAUUGCUUGCAAGAAUUUCUUCUCAUGUGCACAGCAUUUGAAAAUUAAAUUUGAUUCACCGGAGGAAGAUGAACGUAAUAGUUUUCUGGCGAAGCACUUGAAUGAAUCACUACCGGAAUUAAAUGCCCUCGCAAAAGCGAUCAUAGAAACGGAUCCAUCUCCUUCGACACUCGAUCUAAUCAUUUCGAUUUUGGAGACCUGGACUAGGGAUAAAAACUCAGAAGUUCGCAUAUGUGCUUCACAUGUUUUCAAUAAUGCGCUGGAAGUGUAUAUAAAAUCAAUGAAAAUAGGAUGUGAGGCUCCUUCAAAAUUCAAUCAAACUGGUCAGAUGUUAGGUAAAAUUGUGCCCCGUUGCAUUGAUUCAAACGGCACAGUUCGGCAGGUAUCCGUGGAUAUUUUACAAAAGACACUCGAAAUAUCGUGUAUAUAUGAAACGCUAACCAUUGCUGACAGCGAGUCGGAUUGGGUCAAGGAUAUCGAAUUGGUAAAGGAGAAAAUCAUCACAGAUGAUCCAAAAAUGAUUUACAAUUUAGCUGGCGAAAUAGCUAAAAUCAUCGCUUUGCGUAUGUCGAAUUUUCAGUAUUUACAAUUUUGUAAAACUCUUCUACAAGGGUUACGCGAUCCGGAGCAAAGUUCAUCGAUUGGAGCUUCGGUAGUAUUGAAAUUUUUCAUCCAACACAAAGGAUCGGAGUUAUUCCACGCCAUCCCGGACCUCGUGAAAGAAAGUUUAAGUGCUGUAAGAGAUUGCGAAAUAAAUCGUGCGCGGUCUGGUGUGCUGAAGGCACUAGUGGCGCUCACAAAACAUCACCCAAAGUUGGUGUGCUUCGAAAUGCUUACUCAGCCAUUACCCUAUGAAAGCAACAUCGUCGAAUAUUGGCACCUUGUCGCCAAUGAUCCCGAACUAACGGCGGCGCUCCUAGAAAAUUUCUUGCAAAUAUUAACUUCUUCGUGUUUGUAUGAGCCAAGCGAACAAACUGCUGGCGAGCGCCAAAAAAUUGCCAGCAUACAACCAUUUGCAAUUUUCUGCGCUCUAAAAGAGAUUAUGCCCUGCAAGGACAUCAAAGAGGAACUAAACAAAAAAUUCCCUGAACUCUUUACCAUGCUGUUAACAUCUUUGGCCACCUACACGAACUUAGCGCCACCUGUGCACGCAGGCAGUCAGCGCAGCAACUCGCCAACUCAACAGGGCGUCGCCGCCUCGAGCAGCUCACUAUCCACGGUCGCCUCAACGACCAAAUCGAAGUUUGGCUUUGUCCCGAACAAGGAUCUAGUUAAGUUGAAUCCCUGUCAAAUUGUAUUGGAAACUUUUCAAGCAUUCCUCGGCAAUCUAGAAAUGGAACAAAUCGCUACCGUGCUCACAGUGCACACCCAAUUGGCCAGCAGUACCGAUCUGAAAAACUACAUUGAAUUGCUAACACCAAUUGCUAUUGGGCUAGUGAAUCAAUUGCAAAUCUCAUCGAGCACUAUGAAACAGGUCGUCACUGCGCUUAGCAAAUAUGUUGCAUCACCAUAUGAUGGUCAACGGAUUGCUGCAGUGGGUUUGUUCUCACGUCUUGUGCCGCUGAAACCAUGCGGAGAAAUUUCUUCAGUGAUUAUGUUGCACUUAAGCUCGGCGCUGAGUGAUCCUAAUGCCGUUGUGCGUGGAAUAAGCAUACAAGGUUUAGGAUACGUGGGAAGUCUGACUGACCACGAUAUCGAAAAAUACACGGAAACCGCAGUGACCGCACUGUUGAAAGGCAUUGAUGACACUGCUAGUGACUGCCUUAUAAAUAUUCCACUCGAAAGCAUGCGCGGACUAGCACGCAUUUUACAGACAUUGCCCAGUGAUCGUCUAGAAUCAUUUCAUGUCUCGUUAGCGAUACGUAUUCGGCCUUUUUUCGGCAGCUAUUCAAACGAGAUACGCGAGGCGUCCAUUAUUCUCUUUGGCGAUCUAUGUGAGUCGAAAAAGGCACACGAUGCCAAUGGCAGCAUUUCGCCGAAUGCUUCCUCUACAGAGGCGCUGCGGGAGCAAUUAAUUGCAAACCUAUUUCCAAUUUUGUUACAUUUGAGUGAGGGUGAUGCGACAAUAAUUAGAGCAUGCAAAGGUACUUUACGAAAGGUUUGUGGCUUGUUGAAUGCACCAAAAGUGAAUGAAAUGGCACAACGGCAUCUAAUCGACCAUGGACAGUUAAACUAUGGCGUUUUUAUAGUCGACUUUGUUAAAUUAAUUGCUAUGGAUUUGCCAGAUUUUAUACAGGACUUCAUUGACUCGGCAAUACCGAAAUUGCGUAGCCAAUGGGCAGAGGUGCGGGGCAGCGCUGCGAUUGUAAUAGGUAUACUCCACAACUUCCUGCCGGAACGGAAUACGCAAACCGAGUCCGUGGGAAAUAAACUAGCCGCUCUACUAAAAGACGAAAAUCAUUUUGUUCGCGUUAAGGCAGCCACGGCAUUGGGCUAUUUCUUUGGGGACAUUUGAAAGGAAAAAACCGUUGGCAUUUCAGCUAGAAAUCAGUAGUGAUUUUUUUUAAUGCGAAUAAAAGCAUAUGGUCUUAUUCCCAAAAAAUAAAGUAGGUUUAAAAAGCUUUAUAAAAUGACGUUUUCAUACAUUUUUCAAUUUAUAAAGCUACUUUAU